Arachis duranensis is the source of this 525-nucleotide messenger RNA. RefSeq lists its product as uncharacterized. The record is from RefSeq and is a predicted model, not a curated record. The transcript has a single exon. The coding region runs from base 1 to 525 and encodes 174 amino acids. Gene Ontology annotation, molecular function: RNA-DNA hybrid ribonuclease activity; nucleic acid binding. Lineage: Eukaryota; Viridiplantae; Streptophyta; Magnoliopsida; Fabales; Fabaceae.
AUGUUAGCCUUGACAGAGUUUGAUUUACAAUACGUCCUAACAAAAGCUGUGAAAGGACAGGUCAUUGCAGAUUUUCUUGUUGAUAAUUCGAAUAAUCUGAAUGACCAGGGGGCAAAUGUGAUCGACGUUGAGGUCGAUUAUUGGAAGUUAUAUUUUGAUGGAUUGAAGCACAAAGAUGGUAAAGGUGUAAGGAUUCUUAUUGUUUCGCCAGAAGGAAUUCCAUCAAAAUUUUUAUUCGAGUUAAAAUAUCCUUGCUCAAAUAAUAUGGCAAAGUACGAAGCUCUGAUUUUGGGACUCGAAAUAUUAAUUAAUAAAGGAGCUUUGGAAGUUCAAAUAUUAGGGGAUUCUCAAUUAGUUUUGAAGCAGUUAUCGAAGGAGUUUAAAUGCAAUAAUGAGAUGUUGCAAAAGUAUUUAACAACUGCUUGGGAGUUGUUAACCUCCUUUCAAAAAGUUUCUUUGGUUCACAUCCCAAGGAUUCAAAACAAAAUUGCUAAUGAGUUAGCCCAAAUUGUUUCGAGAUACUAA